Molecule: messenger RNA, 3790 nt
Organism: Callorhinchus milii (elephant shark)
Lineage: Eukaryota; Metazoa; Chordata; Chondrichthyes; Chimaeriformes; Callorhinchidae
Gene: ifrd2
Product: interferon-related developmental regulator 2
Exons: 12
Coding region: 274-1575 (433 amino acids)
Source: RefSeq, a predicted model, not a curated record
UGAGCGCUGGGUCCUGUGGCACAGGCGCGGACUACAAAUCCCAGUGUUUCCUCGCGCGCGCACAGUGGGAGCAGAGCAAAAAGAUGGUGGUCGUUUGCGCGCAUUUAUCCUGUCACCAGAGAGAGAGAGAACCCGAGGCCUGCAGCUCGUCCACUGUAUCGCACACCGCGCUCAGAUCGGAGGCUUCAGUAUCACGUCGCAACACUGACUGACAGCUCCGAUACGAGGAGAGGUCGCUACAGCCCGAGACGCGGCGCCGCCGCCACAGCUGCCAUGCCGAGGAGCCGCGGCCGCAGCCACACCGCUCGCAAGAAGGGGGCGCGGAAUGGAGCUAAAGGAGAUUCUCAGGCGAGUGAUGAUGACCUUGCCAGUGAAGUGCUCAGCCACUACAGCAGUACCAGCGAUUCAGCCAGUGUUCCUGAAGAAGGAACCGAAGCCAUUGAUGAACAGGCUGCACAAGAGGAAGCUGAGGAUAAACUGAGGGAAUGUAUAGAUAAUACAAUGGAUAAGAGUGCUAAAACGAGACAGAAUGCACUUGAAAGCCUUAAAUUAGCAUUUUCUUCCAAAAUUCUGACUGAUUUUUUGGUGGAAAGGAGACUCACCGUCACCGACUGUUUAGAACGCUGUCUAAAAAAAGGGAAAGCUGAGGAGCAGGCUAUCGCAGCCACUGUCGCAACAUUGUUCCUCAUUCAACUGGGAUCUUGUAAAGAGGGUGAAGACGUUUUCAAAACCCUUAAGUCUGUACUGUUCAACAUCGUUAAUGACAAGUCUGCCAGCUUGGCCAGUAGACAUAGUUGUGCUACCUCGAUAGGAAUGUGCUGCUACAUAGCUGCAGAUGAAGUGGAGGACCUCGCAUUUUGCCUGACUUGUUUGGAAAGUAUCUUUAGUGCUUCAUAUAAAAAGGGGGAUGGAUCAGUCCCUUCCCACAGUCCUCAGACCCAGGCCUUUCACUGCAGUGCUCUGCAAUGCUGGUCUGUGCUGCUUGCCAUCUGUCCACACUCCAAAAUUCAGAAGUCAUUGGACAACCAUCUGCCCAAACUACCUGACCUCCUGUGCAGUGACAGCGUGACCUUACGUAUAGCAACUGGGGAAGCCAUUGCCCUGCUGUUUGAGCUGGCGAGGGAGAUCGAUGAAGAGUUUCUGUACGAGGAUUCUGAUCAUCUUUGUGAAAAACUGAAGGCUCUAGCGACGGACAGUAAUAAAUACAGAGCAAAAACUGAUCGCAGGAAGCAGCGCUCCAUCUUCCGAGAUGUGAUCCAUUCUAUUGAGGAUGGUGAGUGUCCGGAGGAGACCAUCAAGUUUGGGGUGGAGUGCCUUUACAUAGACAGCUGGGUCAGAAGAAGAACAUAUGAUGCCUUCAAGGAAGUUCUGGGAUCCGGUGUCAGGCACCAUCUGCAGAACAACGAACUGCUGCGGGACAUCUUUGAUCUGGGGCCGCCUCUGGUACUGGAUGCCACCACCAUUCGAGCCAAUAAGAUUUCGCGAUUCGAGAGGCAUAUGUACAAUUCUGCAGCAUUCAAAGCUCGAACCAAGGCAAGAAACAAAGUCCGGGACAAGAGAGCAGAUGUCCUGUGAGGAGCCACAGCAGAUAGAAUGUCACACCUCUCUAAAUGUUUCUGUUGCUGGUCACAGAUAUAAAACUCAACUCUCAACAGGGUUUCCCGAACUGGGGACGCAAAUCAUGGGACCUUUUUAGAACUUUGUGCACAUGGCAAAGGAAGCUGUGUUUGCUUUUUAUCCAUUUAUUAUUUACAAAAAUCAGCACUUGAACAGCAUGAAAUCCUAUAAUGUGCAAGACUGGUUGACGGAAGGUGUGCUAACAUGGGCUGCUUCUGCUGACAUUAUCUUAAGGAGCGAUUCCGCUUGAACCUUUUCCCUUACUGUGUGAACUUACACAUUUUAGUCACUAGUGCAAAUAUAUUAUUGGGGUAAAUUAAUACAUAUUUCAAAAAAUCAUUUAAUUUUGCAAAAAAAACAAAAGCAGAAAAAUAAGUGGGUGGUUGUUUUGUAAUUUUCUAACAGCGUUUUUUUAAAACACCUGCGUUCUCCUUUGUAAAAUACAAAUGCACAAUAAUAAUGGAGCCAAAAUUUGCAGGAGAGGAAAGGUACACAGUUGCCUUGGCGGGAGCAGCACACUAAAAUUACCAUAAUGAAGAUAUUUUACUUUGUGGGAGGGUGUGUGAUUGACUCCCUUCUUGUUCCUUCCCUGUAACAGCACAAGAAGCAACGUCCUGAAAAAUGCACAAUAACUCUAAACCUUCCAAGUCUUCAUGCAACCUAAAAUGAAGUGGUUUAAAUUUUCAGCAAAGCGAUUUGCAAACUAAUCUGACCCACGUGCACACACAUACACCCUGUCUAAUUUUGAAUUUCACACUGUUGUCAGCACAUUGUACAUCAUUGUAUGAUCACAGUGCUUCCCAGAUCUUGCUUCCCAGAUCUUGCACUGACUGGCCUUAUAUAUUUAUUCAGAAUAGCUAGCAGACGGCAAGCUGGUGCAGCAUUGUAAUUAUUCAUUGUAAUUAUUUCAACUUGUGUGAAAAUUAUUUCAAAAGUUUUAACAUCUUCUUAACCUUUUGUAUGUUUAAUUCAAAUCAAAAAGUUGGGUGCUCUUAAUUUACUGAUUUAUUUGUUUUUUAAAUGCAAAUUAUAUCAAAGUAUUUUAUCUGGUUGUAUAAUCCUGGCACUACACCUGGAGGUCUAUUGAUAUUCUCUUAGCUUCCAAGAAUGUUUCUCUGGUAAGGCUGAGGUAACAUUCCAGGUGACUCUGCUCGUUUACUCCAGCCUUCAGUCACUCAGGUGCCUUGUUCCUGUUCGGUGCUAUACAGCCAAUUGAGCUGGUCAGCCAAUUGAGCUUUGCCAAUGCCCCCUGGUGUGGAAGGAGGAAAGAGGCGACUGCUUAACAUCAGUUAGUGUCGUAGUCCGUGGCUUGGGGUUCUAAUUCGACCCUACAUUUUCUCUAGCUCUGACAUUAGGUGUGUUACCUCGACUGACCUUUGAGUGCUGCUCUUUUUGGCUUUCUAUCUAAUAGCAAACUUCCCAAAAAAGGUUUGCCCUUUAAAGACCAUUGCUGUUCUGUGCCAUUGCACCUAUGUCCAAUACUUUUCUCACUGACAUCCUGACACUUUACACCUUCCACGCACAGGAUAGCUUCUUGGAUCUUUCUAAAGUGUAUGAAGGCUUCCCUGGGCUGGUAGCGAUGUUCUUCCUGCUGUGGCAGUAUCUUUGCCACUGCAAUUACAGUAAAAUGUCCAUUGUUUCUCCAGGGUGUAAGGAAGCCUCAGUUUUAUAGCCAUGAGACAGUGAGAGUUUGAAGCUCCUUUUUCACACAUUCAGAAACAGGCUAGGGUGGUGGUGAUUGGUGCUGAGAAUGGCAAUCCUGGAUCUGAGCUGCUAGUUGAAUUUUUGGUUUCCACCUACUCAAUGGAACUGUGCCUUAAGAUCCAGUGACCUGCAGCAGGUGGAGAUUAUACUGCCAGCGUGUGUGAGAGAGAAAGUGUUGUAUUAAAUAUUGUCUUUUCCUCUCUUCCCACCUGAUAAGUCACGUUCAUCUCCCAAUGCCACCACCAGUUUGAAGAAUCUACCUCCAGUGUUGCCUUGGGCCAGACUGAGAGACACUUCAAUGCAGAAAGUUUUUAGGAACAGAAUCCUUUAUCUUUUCAAGGUCUCCUUGAAAUGAGGAAAGGAGUGUAGGCAGGUGUGUGCCUUUGUACAUUGUAUCUGGAAGGGCUUAUUAAAUAUUGGAAAACGUGUGGUGUCAUUUCUGUGGGAAUAAAACAAUGCUAAAUGAUUA